Molecule: messenger RNA, 3651 nt
Organism: Siniperca chuatsi (mandarin fish)
Lineage: Eukaryota; Metazoa; Chordata; Actinopteri; Centrarchiformes; Sinipercidae
Product: ankyrin repeat domain-containing protein 33B-like
Exons: 1
Coding region: 520-2028 (502 amino acids)
Molecular function (GO): protein binding
Source: RefSeq, a predicted model, not a curated record
UCUUUUCUUUGACUCAUUAAAACAUUAUUCUAAUGUCAACAACAGAGACUGUUCAUCGCCUCAGCCUGUUCCUGCUGAGAUCUGAUCAUUGUGUAUUGAAAACGUCUCAAGUGGGGUCACACUGUGUCUGCAGGCCAGACUUAUUGUUAGCGGCGGGAGUGCGCAGCGCGCGCGUGCACACACCACCCCCGCACUUAUUUCCAAAACAAUGGCCACUGCUGUCUAAUCUCAUUCAACAAGUGCAGGAUUCAUAUCUCAGAUCCACUCUUGAACACAGGCGGCUCCAGCGCUGAAGCUCUUAAUUGUCAUUAUGAGCAAAGUAUUUCCAUUAGAAAGACGAACAAAGCGCGGUAAUUAUGUUUGCGUUGCCCGGCAACUCCGUGGCUUCCCACUUCACUAUAUAACAGGGGUGAUGGGUUUGUGUUGCCAGCACUCGUUUGGGGGAAGAGGUUUCCAAACCUGCUCCAUAUGGUAGAAAGAUGACAUUUCUCCGAUAAGUUUUCGGUCCAUUUCAGAAUCAUGCUCAAGGCUCAGGGGAAGUCCGAUGGGCAAACAGGCACUAAGAUCCUCCUGGAGGCGAUGUCCAAGGAUAAAGUCCACCUGGCCAGGUUCGUUCUGGACGCGCUGGAUGGGGAAAUCGUGGACUCCAAAACAGAGGGCGCACAGACCCCCCUCAUCUCUUCUAUUCUGCUGCCUCAUAGUCAGACUCGGUGUAAGUUUGUAGAGCUUCUGCUGCAGAGAGGGGCCAAUGUCAACUGUCAGGACGGCGACGGGCGCACCGCGCUCAGUUACGCUUGUGAGAAAGGCUUCCUGGAUGCUGUGAAGAUCCUGGUCCGUAACAAUGCAGACCCGGAGAUUGUGGACGCCUGGGGGAACACUGCGCUGAUGUACGCCGCAGUGGCAGGUCACUCACCUGUGGUUGAGUUUUUGGUGAGAGCUUUCAAGAGGCUGGGUCUUCAGAUAGACAGGCAGAAUAAAGUUGGCAACUCUGCUGUUGAAGUGGCCAAGUUUCUCGGGCACACAGAGUGCAUCUUUGCGCUCACUAACAACUCCAAGAAGGGCCGUGAGGCUCAGGGAAAUGCGCAUCCGCGACGUAGUUUGGGAUGUGGGGAUGUGGAUGAUAAGUUUGAGAGGAAAGUUGGACAUUUAGUGAACAAACUUGAGGUCCUCCAAACGUGUAAUCAUGCAGAUUGCCUAUUGCCUUUUAACUGCACUUGGCAACCAAGGCCUCGGAUUAAACAGAGUCGGUUGCCCUCGAUGGACUCUAUAGAGGAGUUUGAAAGAGAGAAUGACGGCUCCUCCUCGCCUCCACAGGAGCUGGUCUUCUCCGGAGUCCUAACCCCUAAACCCCCUCCGCGGACUUCCGACCAUUCUCCCAACUCUAAGCAUCCUAAAACCAGGGAAAGGCUGCCCACCUCUGAUGAUCGCCUCCCCCCUCUUAUACAGAGCGGUGAGGCUCAAACAUCUGUUUUCUUCUCUCCCCGGGCCAGCAGAAACACCCCCAAACCCAGCGCGCCCUCUGCCCUGGGCAUCUUACUGACUCCCAUUCUUGCCAAAAAAAGUGAGAAUGAACCACGGACAGAAAAAUCUAAAAUGUUAGACUUCGGUGUGCGCAGAUUUCACGACAGCUACUAUCGGAAAAGAUGGAGUCUGCCAACGAGUAUCCUCAGCCCCACACCUCCGGAGCGCACACUGGGGCAUUUGCAUAAAUCCAGAACCGCGAGGAGGCGCGAAGCGUCUCCCUGCAAGGCUGACCCUCCACAGUUUACCGCACCAGCUGCCGCCACUUCAAACGCGACUUUCUCGGUGUUGAGCAACAAACUCUUACGCCGAUUUACCUCCCCGGAGUUUAAAAAGGACGUGAAAGAGUUGAAGGUGGACCCGGUGUUGGCUUCAGGGCGGAUGCCGCGAUCAGAAACUUUUCCUCAGGGCAUAAAACAUCCCCAGGUGCACAGUAAACCCAGCAUCGACAGCAUCAGCUCCGUCAAGUGCGAGUUUGACUUUCAUUUCAGAAUGCCACACUCUUAAAAACCCCAGUGCGCCAUGCGUAAAAAGUGUUUGUCUGUACUUAUCCGCCACUAAUCUUCAGAAUAUAGCGAUAGUUUUUAGACCUAGCUACAUCAGAGAGCUGCUCUGCUUCACCCAAUAACGCCACUUUCCUAAAUUCAACCCCAAAGUGUGUCUUGUGAUCCUCACUGACCUUCAAAACUCAAAUGCCUCGCCUGCAAGUGAUCACAGCGUCGACGUCUAAUGUUGUCGUUACUAUGUAACAACAGAGCGGCGGCGAGACAUCCGCCCUGUAAAAGUUUCUGCCAUUUUACAUCCGGACGCUGUCAACCGAAGGAUAGAUGAAGUAAAACGAACCUAAAGGCUUUUAACUACGACUGAAUAACUAAGUACUUUGCGUAAACUUUGCGCGUGAAGCGUACGGCAGCUGCCAGUCGGAUACUGCAGCCACAGAGUGUGUAACUUCUGCUGUCAGUGUAUAUGGUGGCUCCUGUGUUCAGCAGCAUUUGCCACUCCUUUUGGAGUGGGUGGGGGUUGCAACGAAGGUGGAGGUGUGAUGUGCAAUAAAUGAUAAAAUAAUUUAAUACGCAUAGCAUGUACUUGUGCCACAACCUUUCAUACGUCUCCGUAUCUUUCAGCACAUCAGUGUAGAGUUCUGAUAGGUGGGUUGCCAUCUUCAGUGACUGAUUUUAAUGGUUGCUAACAGUGUAUAAAAUCUCACUAUCUGAAAUGAACAUGGUGUCCUGUGUUGGAUAUAUGUGUGUGUGUGUGUGUGUGUGUGUGUGAGAGAGAGAGAGAGAGAGAGAGAGAGAGAGAGUCGGUGAGUGAGACGCACUCAGAGACCAUUAGUGUGGACAGUAUUUACAGUACAUUUUCAAAAAGGGUCAGUAUGUCGUCUUUGUUCUGACACACGUGGUAAUAAUUCAGAUAACAAUUCAGGCUUUGGUGUGAUUCUACUCAACAUAUCCAUAAGCGUUAAGGUUAGUCUGAUCUUACAUGCCAUUUAUGUGUAAUUAGUCUCAAAAUUACGAUUCGUAAAGCGAGAGAAGAAUGAUGCCAUAGUGGUGCCCGCGUCCGCUUCACUUGUGUCAUAACUUCUGAAACGUUUCUGAAUAACGAUAUUUCUGCAUUAACCCAACAGGUCACGUUUAUUCGUAGAUGUAAAUGCUAUAAAAUCAUCGAACGAUACACUGAAAGGAGAUUUUAAGCCUCCGUGUAAGAUGAAGUGAUUCUUGCAGCACUCCUUCUCACAAACUCUCAGCUGCAACCCUGCAGAAGUGGAGUUCGAGAGAGGGAGAGAGGGAGGGGGGGAAGGGAGGGGGUGUUGUCGGCGUUUCCCUCCAGACAUACAUCAUUUCAGCCCAGCCUACAGCUGCUAUCACAGAGAUGGAGACUACAGCAUUGCGGGAAUAACGGAGUCCUUCCUUACAGGAGACAAAUUCAGGUGACGGACUUUUUCCUUUCAAGAAGGACAAUCAUUCCUGAUGUUAAUAAUGCGCAGAAUGAGCUCAGUGCUGCAGCUGUCACUGCGUUAAAACCUGUCAGCCUUGGAGAGGGAGGGCGGUUUGGACAGCCAGAACUCCUCGGAGCCGACUGCUUCUGCAGCACAAACCGGAUCUCACGUCCAACCUGGAGACAUUUUUU